AGUACCUAAUUAAUCACUUAACAGAAAGAAGUCUCAAUGAAUAAUCUUACAAUUCUCUUUUUUGGAUUUUUCAGUGUUACUAGCUUCUGCAAUGGAGUCUGCAUAGAGAGGGAGAAGCAAGCCCUCCUAGAGCUGAAGCAGGGUCUGGUUGAUCCAGCAGACAUUCUCGCCUCUUGGGUUGCUAAUAAUGGAGAUUGUUGCGGAUGGAAGGGGGUUGUCUGCCAUAACUUGACCGGCCAUGUCCUCCAACUGCACCUCAGUGCUCCCACUGAUUAUUUGGACAUAUAUGAUUCUGAUGAUGAUUUUCGUGAGGAUUAUGCGACAUCACAAUUGAGCGGUAAGAUAAGUCAUUCUUUGCUCCAUUUGAAGCAUUUGAAUUAUUUGAACCUUAGCCGCAAUGAUUUUAGAGGAAUUCAAAUUCCCAAGUUCUUUGGCUCUUUAAGGAGUUUAAGAUGCCUUGACCUCAGCAGAGCAGGAUUUGCAGGGAAGGUUCCUCAAUAUCUUAGAAAUCUCUCUAAUCUACAAUAUCUCAAUCUUCAUGGUCCAAUCCCUUGUGGUUUUCAAAAUCUAACUCUUUUGAAGCACCUCGAUUUGUCAUCAAAUCAUUUCAACUCCACAAUACCUGAUUGGUUGUACAAUUUUAGCCCUCUUGAGUUUUUAAAUCUAAUGGACAACAACUUGCAAGGUCAAAUUUCUAAUGCCAUUGGAGAGAUGAGCUCAGCUAUUCACCUGGACUUAUCUGGAAAUAACAAUCUUGAAGGGAAAAUUCCAAGCUUCUUUCCCACUGUUGAUCUCAACUCAAACAACGUUACUGGUCCCUUACCUCCAGUCUCUUCCAAUUUGUAUUUCCUAGACCUUUCUAAUAAUGGUUUGUCUGGUUCCAUUAACCACUUUUUGUGUCAUGAGAUGAAUGCAACAAUGGCAAUGCAGAUUCUCAACCUUGGCAACAAUUCUUUAUCUGGAGAAUUACCAGACUGUUGGACCAAGUGGUCAUCUGUGAAUAUCAUCAUAUUAUCUAAGAAUAGAUUUUCUGGUGAAAUUCCUAGUUCAAUUGGAACUUUAAGAGACCUCAACUCAUUGCAUCUUCAAAACAAUAACCUCUCGGAAGAAAUACCUUCUUCUCUAAGAAAUUGCAUUGAGUUACAAGUACUUGAUCUCAGUGAAAAUGAAUUAGAUCGGAACAUCCCGCCAUGGAUUGGUAUUAACCUUACAAAGCUGAUAAUCUUGAGCCUCCGUUCAAACAAGUUUUGGGGACAUGUUGGAGCUAUGGCAUGAAAGCUGAAAAUGCAGUGAAAUGAGAUCUGCUAAAUGAUGCUGCAACAUGAUUGCACAGUAGCAGCAAAGUGACAGCAGCAUGGAACUUCACAUGGGCUACAAGAAAUGGCAGCAAACUUCAUCAUUUUAGUCAAUGUUUUAGGUAGUUAAUAAUUAUAGUUUAGGUAG
Messenger RNA from Rubroshorea leprosula, 1443 nucleotides. The record is from the annotation of a GenBank genome assembly. NCBI's taxonomy places the organism in Eukaryota, Viridiplantae, Streptophyta, Magnoliopsida, Malvales, Dipterocarpaceae.